Branchiostoma floridae (Florida lancelet) is the source of this 4140-nucleotide messenger RNA. Its product is annotated as galactosylceramide sulfotransferase-like. The coding region runs from base 1048 to 2457 and encodes 469 amino acids. NCBI's taxonomy places the organism in Eukaryota, Metazoa, Chordata, Leptocardii, Amphioxiformes, Branchiostomatidae. Gene Ontology annotation, cellular component: membrane. Gene Ontology annotation, molecular function: galactosylceramide sulfotransferase activity. Gene Ontology annotation, biological process: glycolipid biosynthetic process. The record is from RefSeq and is a predicted model, not a curated record. The transcript is spliced from 8 exons.
UGAAGGGAGGAAAAGGGGACAAAAUUUUAAAACCACCCGCCCAACAUUUAGCAUUUCUCGUUGCCGAGAAGUUUUUCGUCGUCAGUGGAGGACGUCCCACUAACACCCGAUAUCAAUCCCCAUACCUAACAUGUGAGAUGUCUUCUACACUGGAGCGGAGGAAUACUUAAUUAGGAUAGAAUCGUACCUUGUAAUAAUGAUUUUGUCCGCAAGGCGACGCUUUUUUAUCAGAAAAGUGUUGCGUAUGAUAUGUUGUAUGUUAGUCGACUGGCAUGUAUCAGUCGUUACGCAGUGAUUUAGUAAGAUAUCUACUAAAUGAGCAAACAUAAUUGAAAAUGUGUAAAUCAAUGCAAUUUCUUUUAGGUAUCCCUAUACCUCAUAGUAGAGUCCUAAUUAACAUUUUCAAUCAAUUAUGAUAUUUUUUACUGAGGCCAUUCAUGUUUCAAGCAAAUAACAGCAGAUAGUCAACUUCUCUGACAUAACAAAGGUCAAGAACAAGGCUACUCUGAUGAAUACAAGAAAAUUAGCAAUAUCAAACUGUGAAUCCACUGAGAGGAUGGGGAGGUGUGAUUGCAUAGGAAAUGACCUGGACCAAAUGACAUAUUUCAAGACAAAAAUGUACAUUUUUGGUUCCUGUACCAUGGUAUUACAACCAAAUGACUUGAAUUUGGUAUAGAGAUGCCUGCUAUAUAUACCCACAGAACUUCAGAAUGAUUUAUUUGAGAUUUUGAGGUAUUUUUAGACCAAAGGUUGAUGUGGAACAUUCAAUUUUGCAUUUGAGAUAAGGUGGGGUGAAAUAUGCUGAAUUUGCUCAUAAGCAAAUGUUGGUCUUUCUACUUAAAAAGCCGUUUGGGCAGUUGACGUCACGUAAGUUUGACACGCCCGACUCAAAACGCAGUUAGCCGCACUGGAAACAUGCGCGACAAGUCAGUGAACAUCUGUAUGGUGCCAUCUUCAAGAAAUCACGUGCGUCCGCCCUUUUUUUAACCUCCUUGGUCCGCCACAACAACAAUCGAUACUUCACACCAUCAGGUGAAAAACUCCAGUAUGCAGGGCACAAGACUUCUCGGUGCCGUCUUCUUGCUUCUCCUCUUUUUAAUGAUGACAUCGUUUUACGACGUCCAGCGCAAUGGUCUCACCAUGAUUUUUAUGGAUGCUUCAAGACCACAACUUAAGCAAAACGUUUCUCACCACAUUGCACUUCAAGACUUCCAGUCCCAAGCUUCAGUCACAAACAGCACACAGUGGGAUGUGACAUUACUCAGUGACACAAAGGAUAUGACUGAUGCAUCAUCUGUAGCUCUGUCUAUUCCGAGCAACGGAACUUGUCGGCCUCAUGUUAACGUCGCCUUCAUGAAAGUUCACAAGUGUGGGUCUUCUCUAAUCUUCCACAUGCUCCUCCGAUUUGGAUACGAGCACAACUUGACUGUUGCUCUGCCACGUCAAGUAGGCCUAGAAUUUAUAGGCAGCUUGGGGACAAUCAAGGAUGACGACUAUCUGCAUCCCCCUGGCGGAAAACGCUGGAACAUCUUCGGUCACCACGCGUUUUACAACAGAACACGCUUUCGACAACUCAUGGCUCCAAACACAAGGUAUGUUGCGAUUCUUCGAGAACCACUGCAACGGGUCCAGUCUGCUUUCAACUAUUUUCGUAUUGAAAAAGGCUUUCCUGGACUUGCGAAACAAACUCCCAAAGGAAUUGCUCCUGUCACCACCUACCUUGACAGACCGAAAUACUGGGAUCCACUGUUCAAGGUUGAGCUUGUAAGUCCUAAUAAGCCCUUGGCAUUGAUGAGGGAGCAUGUUUGUGUCCGAAACUGCAUGGCGCGCGAUCUGGGACUUGCAGAGAGAGAUUACGAUAACCACACCGCUGUUGAGGAGUUUGUACGGGGCAUCGAAAAUGAUUUUAAAACAAUGCUAAUCUUGGAGUAUCUUCCGGAAUCCUUGAUUCUACUGAAGCGACGCAUGUGCUGGACUCUUCGCGACAUCAUUUACACAACCGGGCGUCACUCAAGAAAUGUGAAAUAUACAUUCAAGGCGUCUAUAACGGAUAAGAUGAAAAGCACGUUCUACGAGCACAACUACGCCGACGUGCUGUUGUACACUCGUUUUAACGAAUCGUUUCACAGGCAGAUCAGUCAGGAGAGCGCUGACUUUCAAGAAGAAGUGAAUCAUUUCAGGCGCGUCAUCAGCGACGUCUCUAAGUACUGUCUUUCGUCGAAGACAAGAAAGGGAAACUUCGUCGUUGAGAAAAGCAGAUGGAACGACGCUUUUUCCGUUGGCAGUUUGCUUUGCGUACAAUUACGUGAGCAUAGAACAUACUGGGACAAGUUCCUUAGACUUAGGUAUCGGCAGACAGGGUACAAAGAUGUAGGGAAGGUAGUUGUUCACUCUAAGAAGUCACGUCGAAAACCUAAAAAAUCACGAAAACGACGUACACGUCGGAAAAGGGGCUAGCAUGAAAUAUGCGUAAAGCCGGUAUUUUACUUACUGUAACAGUAAAUUGGAUUUGUGUAAUACCCUUGAAUUUAUAAUGGAAAUAUUCAAAACGUGCAACUAGCAAGACUACAAAACGCAAAGCGCAAAAAAGUUGAAGGCUUUUUAAAUCAAGGAGGUUCUUUUUGGACAAAUUGAGGCCGUACAUAGGGUAUUGAGGUCACAUGAGCCACUCCAGACCAUUGCGAUUUAGUCCCGCCUAUUAAAAGCUCCUCACAAUUCAGCCCAUGGCUGCAAAGAGAGCGUAGUCGGCCCUCCCAAUAUCAAUAACAACCAUGACGCUGAACAGUUCACAGUCAAGCUCUGAGUUUUCACAUCAAAGCGUUGAGUCAAAAAGUGCUUUAUUUCUCACUCGCAACAAAUACCAAAAAGAACAGACCUAAAAUUUACAAACACCAUCAGUUUCACAACGCAACCAAGCAAAUAUGGUUUUCCACUAGCUCACCACGUGAUAUACUUUACAACACUUUCAUGAGGCACAAGAAACGUAUUCUAUAGACCUUCUAAUAACAGCAUGAAAACAUACUCAGGUAUUGAUCAUCAAGUUCUAUCUAAAGUUGGCCACCGUCUUCUAGGAUACAACAAACUUGUUGUCCGUUACAGAUACUGCAUUUAGUCAGGCCAGACUGUGAUUUUCAAAGCCAAGUUCAAACUUUGGAUACUACAUUUCUGGCAAAAAAGCUACAAAUGAAAUGUAUUCUAUGGAAGUACACGAAGUUAACCUACCAUGGAAGUACAUGUAGUUGAUACACAGAGUCUGAACAUGAAUCUUUCAAAAAGGCUUGAUACACUUUGCAGAGAUACACACAAAGUAGCUGCAAUUACUACUUUCACCACUAAGUAUAUAGCUACAUGUCUGUCCUCAAAACUACUUGACUACUUACUAGGCUUUUAAUAUCUGCAAGGAGCUUUUGCACAAAUUUAAAUCUCCUUGGUUUCUGUCAUGGCUGAAUCAUACAAUGCCGUGUAUUUGUUCUGUUCUAGACUUUCACUCUCAUACAAGAUUUCUCUCUGUGUCUAAAGAGUCAUUUUCUUUCACACCCUUUAUCUUGUACAUCAAAAAUAUAACUCUUUUCUCCAUUUCUACCUGUAAGGUAUAGGAGAUAGCCUUACUUAUACAAUCGUUGUGUACUGCCUUUUUUACGCAUACUCUUCUUACACUGAAGACGGAACACAGAACUAACAACUGUAUGGUGCAAUCUCAUUAUUUUCUUGACAUCAUGUUACUUUUCCUCUGUUAAUUCAACAACUCUUUCACAAUCUCAAAAUACAUGAUUGUGUGCACAUUUAGUUCUGUAUUACUUCAUUACUGCAAUGAAAAGUUAAUAUAAUAGCAACACAUCAACUCAACACUUUUGUCAAGUGGUCACAUUUAUGUACACAAUGUAUACUGUACAGCACAGAAGCUAGUAAACGUCUUCAAUUUAUACACAGAACUAUAACAAUACACAAAAUAUACAUAAUAUUCAUGAUCAUAAUAUAUUGCACAAGUCCAACACACGUAGAUAUACAUGAGGUAAUAUGUAGAAGUAAACAAUGAUGCACAUGUUAAUGUUAACUCUGGGUGGGUCUAUACAACAACAUUAUAGGAGGGGUACAAGUACAACAACCUACCUUGAAUAUGGCAAUUAGUUACAAACUUAA